Molecule: messenger RNA, 1658 nt
Organism: Dothidotthia symphoricarpi CBS 119687
Lineage: Eukaryota; Fungi; Ascomycota; Dothideomycetes; Pleosporales; Dothidotthiaceae
Product: mitochondrial carrier
Exons: 4
Coding region: 258-1175 (305 amino acids)
Biological process (GO): oxaloacetate transport; mitochondrial transport; malate transmembrane transport
Cellular component (GO): mitochondrial membrane
Molecular function (GO): sulfate transmembrane transporter activity; succinate transmembrane transporter activity; malate transmembrane transporter activity
Source: RefSeq, a predicted model, not a curated record
UGCAUUUCGACUGAGCUGACGGCACAAGACCGCAGAGACAGGUUGUAUCCGCAUCUUUGUCGAUGAUAUAGCCGCGAUGGAGUUCUCAUGCAGCGUCGCGUCUCCAGAAAAUGCGCGCCAAGCCGAGUCGGCGUCUGUGGACAUUGCUUACCGUGAAUUUUCGGCUACACAACAAAGUCCGCUCAACUCACCUCUCGUGCUUAAGACUACAGCUUCUCGUGCUGACUACAUGAGGCUUCUGUCCAAUUCGGAGCAACAUGGCGGUCCUCACCACGAAGGUGAGCGCACCUGAGCUGCAGAAGAGCAAGGAUGUAAAGAGCACGCCAAUACACUAUCCCUUCUGGUUUGGUGGGAGCGCAAGUUGUUUUGCGACUCUGUUUACGCAUCCUUUGGAUCUUGUUAAGGUCAGACUGCAAACACAAGCAGCUUCUGGGGUACGGCUGAACAUGCUACAAAUGUUCGGCCAUGUCGCCAAGACUGACGGGAUCAUGGGACUGUAUCGCGGUCUGUCUGCUGCGCAGCUGCGCCAAUUGACCUACAGUAUGACCCGUUUUGGCGUCUACGAAUCGAUUAAAGACCGCGUCACGACCGCCGAAAAGAAACCGUCGUUCCUCGUCCUCGUUGGCAUGGCAUCGGUGUCGGGCUUCCUCGGAGGUGUAGUCGGAAACCCUGGCGACAUACUCAAUGUGCGCAUGCAGCAUGAUGCGUCACUACCAGCAGAGAAGCGACGAAGAUACAAGCACGCGCUGGACGGCGCCAUCCGCAUGGUACGCGAAGAGGGCGUAGCAAGUCUGUGGAAGGGCGUGUGGGCGAACUCGUCGCGAGCGGCAUUGAUGACCGUGGGGCAAUUGGCAACAUACGAUGGGUUUAAACGCGCACUGCUGGACUACACACCGCUCAAGGACAAUCUCACGACUCAUUUCACGGCCUCCACCCUUGCGGGUUUUGUGGCCACGGUCAUAUGCUCGCCCGUCGACGUUAUCAAAACACGAGUCAUGAGCUCCAGCGAAAGCCUUGGGGUUGUCAAGCUCGUCACAGAUAUCACAAGAUCAGAGGGCUUGGGCUGGAUGUUCAAGGGCUUUGUGCCGAGUUUCAUCCGCUUGGGACCUCAAACGAUCCUCAUUUUUGUCUUCUUAGAACAGCACAAGAAGAUAUACCGACAGCUUCAAGGCUGAGAAAGGACUCUUAUAAAUAUUGAACAAAUCUAAAUCUCGUGUCCACUAUCAAAGCAUAUUCUGAUAUCGUAUCCGGCGUCGUGGAUAUAGUGUGUACACAUAUGGCGUGUUUAGAAACGCUACUACAAGCUUUUGUACUUAAACCUGGAAGCGUUGAUCAUAAGAAACACUCCUCUGGAUCUAUAUCGCAAAACCCCAGUGCUCAGUUCCAAAGUCUGUUUGCCAGCGCUAUGCGGGUCAUUCCAUGAUUAACGAACUAGCCCAUGGCACGAUCAGGUCCUCCUCGAACCAAGCCUCGUGUCAUAACGAGAACGAGGUAUGAGACAUCUGAGAGCAUGGAGAAAGUGACGAGAGUCGAGCUUGGGAGCGGCUAGAAGCUGUGAAGGAUGGAGAAGGUGAAUUUCUGGAAAGCAAAAUCAAGUAGGCAAACACGAGUACGAUGAGGCGGUCAAGAAGGAAAGGAGAACAAAGGCGCGAUAGUAG